Molecule: messenger RNA, 1997 nt
Organism: Sitophilus oryzae (rice weevil)
Lineage: Eukaryota; Metazoa; Arthropoda; Insecta; Coleoptera; Curculionidae
Product: cathepsin L1-like
Exons: 5
Coding region: 251-1501 (416 amino acids)
Biological process (GO): immune response
Cellular component (GO): lysosome
Molecular function (GO): cysteine-type endopeptidase activity
Source: RefSeq, a predicted model, not a curated record
UGAAUGUGCGAUCUUGAGCGGCAAAUACGUCACAGAGGAGGACCGUUAAAAGAAAUAAACUUCUUCAGAUUCAGUUUAGUGUCUUCCUGUCGCUCAAACAGCGGAAACCGGUAUUUAAAUAUAUUCGCGCCGUAGAAAUUGUAUUUUAUAAACGCGCUUUUUGGUGAUUUUGGUUUUGGUUGGAGUUUUUUUGAGAUACCAUUAUUAAAUAAAUUGAUUGUACAAUACCGCUACUCCACCCGAACUUACAAUGCACUCCUCCAGAAUUUUCUAUUUUCUAACCACCCUCAUCACUCUAACCCUAGCCGAUGGGCCCAGGCAUGGAAAAAGGGGCUACAUUCACCCCCACGGACCCUUGCUCACGUUGCCCCACGUAUCGGCCAGCGCUGGGGUGCUGGUUGGACCCCAUCCUCCACACCCACACCCUAUACACGGUGGGAUAGGUUUCGGGGGGGAGCAUGUGAGGUUCGACCUGCACACUAUGCAGCAACCGAACUAUAUACAGAACGAGUUCAAAAAACUGGUCCCCGUCAGUUUGGAGAACUUGAUUGAGGAGGAAUGGAAAGCGUUUAAGUUAACGUACGGCAAAUCCUACCCAACCGAUGAAGUCGAACGCUUCCGCAGAGAGGUGUUCAUCGAAAACCGAGCCAAAAUCGCCAGGUUCAACCAGGAAUACAGCAAGGGCAAAACCAACUACGUCCAACAGCUCAAUCCCUACGGAGACCUGUUGAACCACGAGUUCAACCAGCUGCUCAACGGGUUCAGACAGACCACGGCGAACGCCACUGGCGCGGAAAUUCCUGCCCCCACCACUUUCAUUCCUAGUGCUAACGUUGCCAUACCUAACGGCGUAGAUUGGCGACAGGUGGGAGCGGUGACAGGUGUCAAAUCUCAGGGGGCGUGUCAAAGUUGUUGGGCAUUCGCUGCGGCUGGUGCCCUGGAAGCUGCCUGGUUCCGCAAAACAGGCCAACUGGUUGAUGUAAGCGAGCAGAACCUAGUGGACUGUACCACAGAAUACGACAACGAUGGGUGCCAAGGAGGAUUGAUUGAUCCAGCUUUCCAGUAUAUCAGAGCGAACAAUGGUGUUGAUGGGGAAGAGGUGUAUCCAUAUGAAGGGCAAGAUGGUCAGUGUCGCUUCAAGAGGGACGGCGUUGUAGCUCAGUGUACUGGUUACGUAAACAUUGCCGAAGGUGACGAAAAAGGCAUGGAAAUAGCCGUGUCCACCCAGGGACCCAUUGCAGUAGCCAUCGAUGCCAGCAGGGAAGGGUUCCAGUUCUACUCAGACGGCAUCUACUACGAUCCCGAAUGUGGCAACGGACAAGACGACGUAAACCACGCGGUUCUCAUAGUGGGUUACGGGCAAGAACCCAACGGCCAAAAGUACUGGAUGGUCAAGAAUUCGUACGGGGCCCAGUGGGGUAUCGGGGGGUACAUCAAGAUGGCGAAGGAGGCUAAUAAUCAUUGCGGUAUAGCCAAUCAGGCUACAUAUCCUUUAGUCUAAUCAAGAUUGAAAGACAAAUAUCUAAUAAUAUCCAGUAGAUUCAUUCAGAAUAACACAGAGAAAGACUAGAAACACAGGGUCUUAUCGUAUAUAGUGUGCUAGGGAGUAUUUCACAAAAAUAUGUUCACUUGAACAACGUAUCUCAAAAAACUGUGAGUGAGUAAGAGUGUAAGAGUGAUAUUUUUAAUUGAACACAUCGUAUAUUAUUGCAGUUUUGGUUUCCUUUUUGAUCGUUUUACGUAAUCCUAGGUUUUACCAUUGCAUUUGUUUCAAUAGUCACAGAAAGAGAAAUAAGUAAAUAAAAAAGAAUACUGAAGCAUUUUUUUAAAAGCAUAAAAAAUACAAGAAUCAUCCCAAAAUGAAAAACUAUGCUACAUAUUUACUACAAUAAUUGGUCUGUACUUGCUUUAUCAUGAUACAAUUCUUUAUUAUAAAUAUCGUAAUCUUUAAUAUGUCAAAAUUGUUCAAAUAUAGAACUUAUUUUUUUUUAAUUGAA